Messenger RNA from Aplosporella prunicola CBS 121167, 603 nucleotides. RefSeq lists its product as uncharacterized. The coding region runs from base 1 to 603 and encodes 200 amino acids. The record is from RefSeq and is a predicted model, not a curated record. NCBI's taxonomy places the organism in Eukaryota, Fungi, Ascomycota, Dothideomycetes, Botryosphaeriales, Aplosporellaceae. The transcript has a single exon.
AUGGCAGCUCCAAGUACUGCUCCCUCUCCUCCUCUCUCUUCAUCCGAGGCCUUCAGUCUCGUCGCGAAAGUCGUCAAUGGCGAUCUUUCGCCCUCUAUUCAAGGCUGGACAGUGACCUCUUAUCACACCGGCGCCGGCCAGGCCCGUGCCGUUCUCCGCCCCGACUACAACCGCACGUUUUUUGAGCACGCCACAAGCGGUCACGAUGUCUUCUCGCUCGGCGGUACCCCGCCCUUCCCAGAAGGUGUUCAGAUUGACAGCGGCGUCGGUGGCCAGCACGAUACCAAGGGUCGACGUACCGUAUCCAUCAACGCUGGGACUGGAACGUCGGGCGUGCGAAUUGCUUCACACGAAGGCACAGGGCCAAUGCUUUACUCUGGCGAAAAAGACCGGGAUUCUGACGAUUCGACCAAAUAUGGCCAGUUUUACGCUUGCAAUGCCGAUCUCUUGUAUGGACCGGCUGUCGCUCUGUUCUACCACGGCAGCUUGAACUCUACCCUGCCGCAGGGCUGUGUCGAUGUGGAUUUGUUGCCGAAGUGCGUUGAUGCUGAUCCGGGCGCGUAUGGCCCAGUGACGAUGAUCAGUUGCUACCCAGAUGUCUAG